This is a messenger RNA of Helianthus annuus (common sunflower), 973 nucleotides long. RefSeq lists its product as uncharacterized. The coding region runs from base 65 to 655 and encodes 196 amino acids. The transcript has a single exon. The record is from RefSeq and is a predicted model, not a curated record. NCBI's taxonomy places the organism in Eukaryota, Viridiplantae, Streptophyta, Magnoliopsida, Asterales, Asteraceae.
AAGCUAUGUUUGCCAAUUUACACACCCAAACGGAAUCUUAACAAACUCUCUCUCUAUAACAACAAUGGCGGUUUCUACAGUUUCUACACGAAGAACAAGCGGACCAGUGAUACGAUCUCACUCUCCAUCUAGAACGACGUCGUCGUUUGCAUCUACAAGCUCAGCUUUCUCCACCGGAUCCACUUCGUUUUUCCGAAACCGAUCGGAAUCACAUACUCACACUCCGGCGAACCUAUACAGAACGACGUCGUCUUCGUCUUCCGUACGGUUUUCGCUUGAUAACCGUCCGAUUUCUCCGAGCAGAUCGAUAUCUUCUCCGGUAAGAAAUCACAAUCAGGCGGUGAAGAAGACGUGUAUGUGCUCGCCUACAACGCAUCCAGGUUCGUUCCGGUGUAGCUUGCAUAAGAACAGUAACAAUAACAACGGAAACGGUAACGGUAACAGUACGGUGACGUAUCCGUCGAACCGACUUAACGCUAGACGAUCAGCGAUGACGAACUCGCUUGUUCGUAUCGGAACGGUUGAAGGUGGAGAUCUGGUGAAGCGAGCUCUAGCGGCGUUGAUCCGGCCGUCGUCGCAUCAACAACGGCGGAGAACGGCGUUUCAGGCGAGGCCUAGUCGGUUAUCCGUCAUGUCAAAGGCGGAGGAUGUUUAGGUUUUGAAGAAAUUCUUGAAUGUUCGUUGAUUAUUUAAACGGUUAACAGCAGAUCGAGCUGAAUUGGAGAUUGAAGAGAUCUGGAUGCAGUUUCAUUGGAGAAUUUGUGGACGAAAACUGAAAACAAGCUCGAACAUGAUAUUGAUCUGUUUUUGAUGUGUAUGUGUAUAUACAUAUAGAUGACGAUAUAUAAUAUCUUCUGUUGCUGCCAUUAAUGGCUAAUCACAACCAGAUUCAGUUCAAAUCAUAAUCUAAUCUAAUCAUACACGAGUAUGUAAUGACAUUAAAAUUGAAUCCAAUUUGGACCAAUUCGAAUGA